AUGAUUUUGAAACCACUUGUGUUAAGAUUAGGACCCGUCGGAUUUGCCAAAGAAGCAUGGAAAUCCCUCGAAAGAGUAGCCAAUGUCGUUACACUAAAUGAAGAUGCUACGCGUGAGAGCUUUCUCAAGGAAUUGAGAGAUCCCAAUGGUAAAUUUUCUAAAGUAAGAGUUAUUGCAAGAACUUUUGAUAGUGUUGCUCAAACCGGUAAAUUUGAUAGAGAAAUUGCAGAAGCCCUGCCAUCAUCAGUGGUUGGUGUGUGCCAUUUAGGUGCCGGUUAUGAUCAGGUUGAUACUACACCACUUAAGGAGAGACAUAUCCAAGUGACACAUGUCCCCGGUGUAGUUAACAAUGCAACUGCUGAUACUCAUGUUUUCCUACUUUUGGGAGCGCUUCGUAAUUUCAAUGCUGGGAUAAAGAGCUUAGAAAAGGGCGAUUGGCCAUCAAAGGGACAUGCAGCAGGUGCUGAAUGGGGUCAUGACCCAGAGGGUCACGUCGUUGGUGUUUUGGGUCUUGGUGGUAUUGGUGGAACCAUCGUUGAUAGGUUGAAACCAUUUGGAUUCAAAAAAUUCAUCUACCACAACAGACGUAGAAUAGCACCAGAGUUGGAGAAGGGUUGUGAAUACGUUUCCUUCGAUGAAUUGUUAAAGCAAGCUGAUAUUAUUUCAAUUAAUAUUCCAUUAAACCCAAAUACGAGACACACGAUAAAUGCAGAGGCAUUCUCAAAGAUGAAGGAUGGUGUCAUUAUUGUCAACACGGCUCGUGGUGGUGUUAUUGACGAAAAGGCUUUGAUUGAAGCGUUGAAAUCAGGUAAAGUCAGUAACUUUGCAGCUGAUGUGUUUGAACACGAGCCUGAGGUUCCGCAAGAAUUGAAAGAAAUGCCACAAGUAUUGGCGAUACCUCAUAUGGGGACAGCAACUGUGGAAACCGCUAAGCACAUGGAGGAAUUCCAUGUUAGCAACGUAGAAUCCAUCAUUCGUACCGGUAAAGGUAGGGCUGUGGUUCCUGAAGUUAUUGAUGAACCAUGGUUAAAAGAUUGUAAACCACUGAUCAACGCACCUCUCUAA
Zygosaccharomyces rouxii is the source of this 1065-nucleotide messenger RNA. It is a transcript of the gene GOR1, whose product is annotated as glyoxylate reductase. The record is from RefSeq and is a predicted model, not a curated record. Lineage: Eukaryota; Fungi; Ascomycota; Saccharomycetes; Saccharomycetales; Saccharomycetaceae. Gene Ontology annotation, molecular function: glyoxylate reductase (NADPH) activity; NAD binding; hydroxypyruvate reductase [NAD(P)H] activity. Bases 1 to 1065 code for a protein of 354 amino acids. Gene Ontology annotation, cellular component: cytosol. The transcript has a single exon.